Polyodon spathula (Mississippi paddlefish) is the source of this 4863-nucleotide messenger RNA. RefSeq names its product tetratricopeptide repeat protein 39B-like. The record is from RefSeq and is a predicted model, not a curated record. The coding region runs from base 577 to 2241 and encodes 554 amino acids. The transcript is spliced from 18 exons. Lineage: Eukaryota; Metazoa; Chordata; Actinopteri; Acipenseriformes; Polyodontidae. Gene Ontology annotation, molecular function: protein binding.
ACAUAAUCCAAGCUAUCUGGAAACCACACUACAAGUUUUGCCGUUUAUAAUCGGCACUGUGUCUAGCUCUUUUUUUUUAAGGCAGUGAUAAAGUAGAGCAAGGGGAGUGGAAGAGAGUAAGGGUGAUAUGCUAGAAGCUGCAGCAUUGCUGGCUGAGGAGUCUCUCCAUCCCUGCAGUGGAAAGCGAACACCGCUAAUGAUACCUGCUGUUUCUUAUUUGGCAUUUCUUUUAAAAUUGGCUAUGAAAUGCAGCUUGCUGCUGCUUUGUGAACUUUUGAGCUAGCUUGUUUUUGCUUUUUAAGUAAUUUAAUGAGGAUAGAACUAUCUUUCUUUCUGUCUGUGUGUGUGUCUCUCUCUCUCCCUCACCUUGUGCUCGCUGGCUCUCCCCUCCUUUUCCUCCUCUGGCAAACACGCUGUACCAACGGCUCCCUUCCAUGGGGCAAGGGGAAAAAAAGUCUUGUUUAAGGAAAGCUGAGCAUCCUCUGUGAUUUUUACAUUGGACUCUUUCGCCAGUUUUGGAACAGGACAAGCAUUUGACCACUGGUCCUUUAAGAAUCUGUCAAGCUGGCAUCCAAAAUGGAUUUGAAAACUGCCUUGGAAGAAUGCACAAUGGCACUUAACCUCUUUUUGAACAACAAGUUUUCUGAAGCUCUGGAUAUGCUGAGACCUUGGGCGAAGGCUAGCAUGUACCAUGCUCUGGGAUACAGCACGAUCUUGGUGAUGCAGGCGGCCAUGACCUUUGAACACCAAGACAUCCAGAUGGGCAUCAGCGUAAUGAAAGAUGCACUUCAGACCUGCCAAAGGUUUAGAAAAAAGAACACAGUUGUGGAAUCUAUAUCCAGUUUAGUUUCCAAGCAAGCAGCCGCACAAUUCAGUGAAGAGGAAAUGCAUGCAGACCUCUGCUAUGCAGAGUGCUUGCUACAGAAAGCAGCCCUAACGUUUGUGCAGGAUGAAAACAUGAUCAACUUUAUCAAAGGUGGUAUCAAAAUCAGAACAAGUUACCAAAUAUACAAGGAUUGUCAGCAGCUUUUAAACAUGACUCAGGAUCUUGCUGGCAAGAACGAAACCUACUGCCAGUUUGAAGGGGGCGUGAAGUUAGGAAUUGGAGCAUUCAAUCUGAUGCUGUCCCUCCUACCUGCAAGAGUUCUAAGGCUUCUGGAAUUUAUUGGGUUUUCAGGCAAUAGGGAGUUUGGGCUGUCCCAGUUACAAGAAGGGGCUUCUAGCCACAGCCUGAGAGCUAUACUGUCUGUUCUGACCCUGCUGCUUUACCACACUUAUGUUGCUUUAAUCCUUGGUAGUGGUGAAGGAAACCUUGCAGAAGCCGAAGCCCUGUUGGAACCCUACCUCAAGAAAUUCCCCAACGGGUCUAUUAUUUUAUUUUAUACAGCCAGGAUAGCAGUACUUAAAGGAAACUUUGAGAAGGCUGAAGUGAAGUUUCAGGACUGCAUUGCAUCCCAGCAGGAGUGGAAGCAGAUCCAUCACCUCUGUUACUGGGAGCUGAUGUGGUGCCACACCUUCCAGCAGAAUUGGCUAGAGGCUUACCGCUAUGCAGACCUGCUCUGUAAGGAAAGCAAGUGGUCAAAGGCAAUAUAUGUCUUUCAGAAAGCUGCCAUUCUAAGCAUGCUUCCAGAUGAAGUUGUCAGACAGACUGGGGAGAAUGUAACUGAGCUGUUUAAACAAGUUGAAGGGUUAAAGCAGAAAAUUGCUGGUAAAUCCAUUCCCACAGAAAAGUUUGCUGUGCGAAAGUCCCGGCGCUAUUCUGCUCCAAAACCUGUGAAACUGGUGGUGCCUGCUCUGGAAAUGAUGUACGUUUGGAAUGGCUUUACAAUUGUUGGCAAGAGGGCUGACCACACAGAGAGUCUGCUCAUUACAAUUGAACAAGCAGAAUUGGCAUUGAACCAAGAAACCAAUCCCUCAGAGUACCACCCUGAUGACCAGUGCCUUGUCCAGAUGUUGAAGGGACUUUGUCUGAAACAUUUGGGUCGUCUUUUGCAAGCUGAACUCUGCUUCACUCAAGUCAGCAUGAGUGAGAAGAGGAUAAAAUAUGAUCAUUAUUUGGUGCCAUUCAGUUUAUAUGAGCUGGGGCUCUUGUACAAGCAGCAAGGAGACUUUCAAAAAGCCAGCGGAUUUAUAGAAAAUGCAAAGCAAAACUACAAAGGCUAUUCAAUGGAAUCCAGGUUGCACUUUCGUAUCCACGCUGCUCUCAACAGCCUCAAAGGAUCCCCAACCACCACAUCUUAACAAGAUUUUUCGGUCUGUUUUUAAACUGGGUCUGUAGUGGCAGGUUGUUCUUUCAGGGAUCCGAAAUAACCUAAACGAUACAAAGGAAGUGUCCUACACAAACAUUUAAUUUGCAUAAAACAGAGCUGCUGAUAGUCAAUUUAAAUUUAAAGUAUUUCAUUCAGUAAACAGCACUUGGCGUUUUAGCAAGCACAUAUAACAUGGUGUGUAGUUGCUAUUAAAUCUAGAUCUUCACAUUGGCAUUUUAAAAGUCUGUCUGUACGUUAAUAAUCAAUCGCUGCAGCUCAGUUGUUUAAUUGGUUUUUGGACAGACGUCUGACAAUAAUCUCUGUUUAAUCAAGAUAUAAGUAUUUGUUCAUGAAUACCUCACAGACCUAUACUUGAAAUACCAAUGUAAAGGAUGUAAUUUAAUGCUUACUUGGGACACUGAAUUUUGAAAUGUUACUGGUUUUGUGCUACAUGUUCUAAACAAAUCUCUGAAAUGUAUUUUUCCUUUUUAAAGCUUUACAUUAUUACAAUCAGGUUUGUGUGUGUGUGUGUGUGUGGUGUGUGCACUCUGUGGUGAGUGUUAAUAUCUUGUUUAUGGAAAAUAUGUCUUUGUGUUAGACAAGGCAUUCUUAUCACCAACAGCUAAUUUUUCUUACUGAUCAAUAUGCUUUAUAUGCUCUGUUGGAGCAACAUUGUCGGACCUGGUUUCCCACACUACAGAAAAUAUUUGAAGGUGGUUUGGCUGUACGUUGUUCCCACACUGUAUAGCAUUGUCCAUAUUAUUUUCACAAUUUAGUUUCCGACCUUUUAAUAGUAACCCUUUGUUUGUUCAGCAUCUUCUGUUACAUUUUCUGGCAUGGUAAUUUAUUAGUCAACUACUAAUACAUCGUUGAUUCUGCUCUACAUAUUUAGUUUUAAAUGUGGAGAAUUGGGUUGUACAGUUCUGUGUGUCUACUACUUGCUGCAUGAAGUAGCAGACACAUACAACUGGCUUAAAUACAUACAAAUAGUAGGUAUACAGUAGUUCCUGUAUUAGAAUGUCUCAUACUCACAAACAUGACAAGAUCCUUUCCAAAGGCCAGUGUUUAUUGGCUUAAAUACAUAAGUAACAUACAACUUUAUUAGUGGGUGUUUUUUUUUGUUGUUUUUUUUUUUUAAAUCUGAGGAACUACCCUGCUUCAAUAUGAGCAACAAUAAUCUUUACCAAAGUAGCUGUAGAACAUGACAAAAAAGUAAAGUAUGUGGCAGAAAGUAUUGGGAAAGCUUGGCUCCUCAUCCUGUAAAGACCCUACCAGACUGGAGUGCAGGGUGAGCCAUAUGAUCAGGAGCUGGCUGGUUUGAAUCCUCCUGUGCCAAGUUGCUGAUCUUGACUGGGAGCCCACAGAAACCAUUGAAUUAACUUUUGCCUUCCUGUGGGUUGGGGAGGAAUAUAGUUUGGGCACAGGUAACACCCCCCUGCACUUCUGUAGCCUCUACUGGUCAUCAGGGUGCUGGAGAUUGCAUAUUCUGGCCUCUUGACAGCAGAGUUCAGUAGCUUGAGAGCACCUGUUGUUUUAAGUUUGGCAGGUGAAAAGAGGCAAUUGGCAGUGGGAAUAGAGGUCACCGAUCCACUGUAUAUUCAGUACUCAUGUUCGGUUGUAGUGGUUAGGUGGCUUUCAAAUUGGGCAUUUAAAAAAAGUAUGUUAAAUUGAUAAAUAAUUAAUAAUUUUAAAAAAAGUAGGGGAGACAAUCUGGGUAAUUUACUGUUACUGUGAGGUGGGGGUUAUGACAUGCUCUUACCAGUUUGCGUGUGGUAAGAUUUUUACAUGGGACCUUGGACAGUUUUUUAUAAUGUGUAGCUGACAGAUUUCAAUAGCUGUAUGCCCCUAAUAUACAGUAACACAAUGCAGUGCCUUCUGAUUGAACACUUGAACCACAUGAAAAAUCAUUCACUCCAAUCACAAGUUUUUUUUUAGGGGGGGGGGGGGGUUCUCUCUACCAAACUGUCUUGCAUGAAAUAUCACAAUCCAAAGCUAGAAAUCUUUCAGCAUCAUUAACAAUAUUGCAGUACUAGGUUAUCCUGUAGGCUUUCAGUUGAAGCUAAUGUUUUAUGAAUGACUCCCAGUGUUCUCAGUUUUCUUUUAAAUUCACCAUUUUAUGGAUUGAAAUUCUAUUCUAUUUUAUGGCUUGAAAGUUCCUGACAUCUUUAGUAUGUUAAACAAAUGCCAGGUGGGUCUGCCGUGAUUUAAGAAAGGCACAGUGGGGCAACUGAAAGGGUGCACCAGUUCAGCCUUUCACCAGGUCAGCCUUUCACCAGGUCAGCCUUUCACCAGUUCAGCCUUUCACCAGUUCAGCCUUUCACCAGUUCAGCCUUUCAAGCAACUUUCUGUGUGUUGUGUGUUUGUUUUUUUUUUCCUACUGAACUGUACACAAUGAUUGUGAAAAGUAAAUGCUGUAACUGUCCACUUAUAAAACAAUGUAAUGGGAUUGUAGAGUCAUUCAAAUCAUUUUACUAAAGUGUUUCUACAGGUUGAUUGUUUCUUUUUCCAAAAACCUUACUUGAUGAGGGCACUGAGGCGAAUCUAUUUUGAAAAGUUAUUCUGAAAAACAGUUGAGAGAGAGAGAGAUACAUACAUACAUACAUACAUACAUACA